Messenger RNA from Rosa chinensis, 1627 nucleotides. RefSeq names its product phloretin 4'-O-glucosyltransferase. Bases 64 to 1434 code for a protein of 456 amino acids. The transcript has a single exon. Gene Ontology annotation, molecular function: UDP-glycosyltransferase activity. Lineage: Eukaryota; Viridiplantae; Streptophyta; Magnoliopsida; Rosales; Rosaceae. The record is from RefSeq and is a predicted model, not a curated record.
CAUUAUUUGCAACUUCAAAUUUCAAUCCAUAGUUAAUUGCAGAGUAAGCCAAUAGAGGUUUUGAUGGAGAGUAAGAACCACCACUUCCUUGUCAUCUCCUCCACAGCACAAGGCCAUAUGAACCCUAGUCUCCAACUAGCUAAGCGGCUGAUAGACAUUGGAAGCUCACAUGUCACCUUUGCCACCAGCGUCCACGGCCUUGCCCAAAUCAAAUCCUUACCUUCUCUAGAAGGCUUAUCAUUUGCUUCGUUCUCCAAUGGCUUUGACGAUGGAGUUAAACCCGACAAUGACCCAGACCACAUCAUGUCUGAGCUGAAGCGGGCGGGAUCACAAUCACUCACUGCUUUGAUUGAGAAGAUCUCCAAAUCCGAUGAGCAUGGCCCUAUCACCUUCUUAAUCUACACCAUCCUCCUCCCUUGGGCUGCUGAAGUUGCCAGUAGUUUUGGUAUAGCUUCUGCGUUUCUAUGCAUAUUAUCCACCACUUCCUUUGCAAUUUGCCACCAUUACUUCAAAGAUUACUAUAAGAAUCAGAGUAGCCUUCCAUUUCCAAGUUCCAUAACAAUCGAUGGUUUGCCACCUUUUGCUUCUGACGAGCUACCUUCCUAUCUCCUACCUUCCAGUCCACAUGUUUCGAUUCUCCCUACCUUGCAGGAACACUACCAAAUCUUGGAACAGGAUCUCAACUCUUGUGUGCUGCUUAACACCUUUGAUGGGUUAGAGGAGGCAGCAAUCAGAGAUAUGAGAAGUCAUAUGAAUCUGAUUACUGUUGGUCCCUUGAUUCGUUCCAAUGAUGUCGAAGUUUGUUGCGACUUGUUUGACAAGUCUGGGGACGAUUACCUUCAGUGGCUGGACUCACAAGCAGAUUCUUCUGUGGUUUAUGCAUCGUUUGGGAGCUUGGCGGUGUUGUCGAGUGGUCAGAUGGAAGAGAUACUACAUGGUUUGGUUGACAGUGGACUCCCAGUUCUAUGGGUUAUCCGCAAGUCAGGAAAUGAAGGGGGUCAAGAAACUCAAAAUCUGAUAAACAAUACACUAAAGAAGGAACAGGGGUUAAUAGUGCCAUGGUGUUCACAAGUAGAGGUGCUGAACCACAAGUCAGUUGGGUGUUUUGUGACGCAUUGUGGGUGGAACUCUACUAUAGAGAGCUUGGCAGCUGGUGUUCCGGUUGUUGGGUGCCCUCAUUUUGCAGACCAGACUACAAAUGCCAAGCUGGUUGAGGAGCUGUGGGGGACUGGAGUUAGAGCCAGAGAAAAUGAAGAGGGAGUGAUCAAGCGUGAAGAGAUUAAGAGGUGUUUGGAAGUGGUGAUGGGGGAUGGAGAGAGAGGGGAGGAGAUGAGAAGGAAUGCUCAGAAAUGGAAGGGUUUGGCCAUGAAGGCUGUGAAGGAAGGUGGUUCUUCGGAUGAUAAUCUCAGGAACUUCGUCAGAAGGUUGGGCUGAAAUGGGUUGUUGAUAUACAUCUAACCAUAGAUGAUUGAUUUCAUCAAGGUUCAGAAUUCAGAUCCUGACAUCCUGUGUUUUUUUUAGUCGAUCUGACAUCCUGUGUUGGCGAAAGUAAAUAUAGUGUUGUUUGUACUCUGUUUAAGUUCGUUCGAUCACUUGUUCACCACCUAAAGAACUUUAUUUCGAUCCA